This is a messenger RNA of Aspergillus alliaceus, 1500 nucleotides long. Its product is annotated as amino acid permease/ SLC12A domain-containing protein. Gene Ontology annotation, cellular component: membrane. The transcript has 9 exons. The record is from RefSeq and is a predicted model, not a curated record. The coding region runs from base 1 to 1500 and encodes 499 amino acids. Gene Ontology annotation, biological process: amino acid transmembrane transport. Gene Ontology annotation, molecular function: amino acid transmembrane transporter activity. NCBI's taxonomy places the organism in Eukaryota, Fungi, Ascomycota, Eurotiomycetes, Eurotiales, Aspergillaceae.
AUGCCAACGCCGGAACCGGUAUCCGGACAAGUUUUCGAUUUGCAUGAGCGAGAGCUUUUGAGACAGGGCCUUAAGCAACGCCAUAUACAGAUGAUUGCACUAGCUGGCACGAUAGGGACUGGACUCUUUCUCAGCUCUGGCCAGGUUAUUUCACAGUCCGGCCCAGCGGGCGCGAUUAUAGGAUACUCCGUUAUUGGUCUGUUGGUAUCCGGAGUGCUUGUGUCAAUUGCUGAACUAAGUGCCCUCCUCCCACUCAGCGGUGGCAUCAUUAGACACGCUGAACGUAUCGUUGAUCCAGCGUUAUCCUUUGCCCAAGGCUGGAACACCGUCUACGCAUAUUUUAUUUCUAUUCCGGGAGAAAUUGUGGCAGCUACCGUGCUCGUUCAAUUUUGGAUCUCUGUGAAUAGCGCAAUCUGGAUCACAGUUUUCGGCGGGCUUCUUAUUCUCUGCAACUUGUCGCUGAUACGAAUAUAUGGAGAGCUCGAGUUUUCGUUUGCAAUUCUUAAAAUAAUGCUAAUCGUUGGGCUUAACUUGAUGGCGCUGGUGCUUGUUUGCGGCGGCGGCCCGACAGGCGAGGUAUAUGGCGUUGGAUUUUGGCGCAAUCCAGGUCCAUUCACUCAGUACCUGAAUAUCCCUGGAGCGCUGGGACAGUUCUUAGGCGUAUGGCGCGCUUUCACGCCAGCGGUAUAUUCUUAUGCUAGUGUGGAGAAUGUGACACUUCUUGCUGGAGAAACUCAGAAUCCGCGAAAGAAUAUCCCACGAGCAGCAAAACGGAUAGUAUGGAGAGUGAUUAUUUUUUACGUCAUAACUAUAUUCAUGAUCACGUUGCUGGUUCCGUCAAAUGACCCGAAUCUCCUCAAAUCCACCGGCACUGCUGCUCAGUCUCCGUUUGUACUUGCCGCAGAUCGUGCAGGUGUUGCUGUAGUCCCUUCAAUUAUCAACUUUGUGGUGUUAACCAGUGCGUGGGGCUCAGGGAAUUCAAUCCUGAUGGGAGGUUCUCGCGUUCUUCUUGGGCUUUCGCAGGAAAAGCAUGCCCCUGCUUUCGUGAGCAAAGUCAAUCGCCUGGGGGUGCCGUAUGUGUCUGUCGCUAUGAUGUCACUGAGUAUCUGCCUCGGAUAUCUCACUGUCAGCUCAGGUGCUGCAACGGUCUUCACCUGGCUUCAGAAUUUGAUUGCUGCCUUUAAUUAUAUCGCUUGGAUGAUUAUUUGCAUUGUCUACCUACGCUUUUAUUAUGCUAUGAAGAAGCAAGGUAUUUCCCGAGAUGAACUUCCUUGGAAAGCCCCUCUGCAGCCAUGGAGCACCCAGAUAUUCCUUAGUGCUUACCUGGACAUUGCUAUCGUCCUCGUACUGUAUCUGGGGUACAAGGUUUGGAAAAAGACCAAAUUAAUUCCACUAGACGAAGUCCCUCUUAGAUACUACCUCGACCAGGCUCACAGAAAUCCUGAACCCCCGGAUGCCAAAAAGAGUGGCUGGGGUCGCCUGAACAUCUUGUGGGGUUGA